Lytechinus variegatus (green sea urchin) is the source of this 1375-nucleotide messenger RNA. Its product is annotated as probable GPI-anchored adhesin-like protein PGA18. The record is from RefSeq and is a predicted model, not a curated record. Lineage: Eukaryota; Metazoa; Echinodermata; Echinoidea; Temnopleuroida; Toxopneustidae. Gene Ontology annotation, cellular component: plasma membrane. The coding region runs from base 200 to 1375 and encodes 391 amino acids. The transcript has 7 exons.
CGUGAGACUGGUUGAUGGCAGCUCUUCUCUAGAAGGAAGAAUAGAAGUAUAUUAUAAUGGUGUUUGGGGGACGAUAUGUGACAUCGGAUGGGAUAGCACGGACGCUGGCGUUAUCUGCAAACAAUUAGGUUUUCAAGUUUCCUUGGGAACGAAUAUCCCAAGAUUCGGGCAAGGUCCGUUCACACAGACGGUCUGGUUAAUGAAUGUCCAAUGCGAAUCGUCAGAUGAAAGUCUCAACGAAUGUGUUACCAGUGACCAGUGGGGACAAGCUUCAGCAUGUCCUCAUAGUAAAGAUGUGGGUGUUAGAUGCUCAGGUCUAAACGUUGGGAUUGCACCAAAUUAUCAAGGAUGUUACCGUUUCGAAGAUGCACUUUUAUCAACAACAGCAAUUUCUUUUCAGUUGAACACGAUUGAAACAUGUUUAGAACACUGUUCAAGCGAUUCUCUGUUUGCUGGUUUAUAUGGAACGACAUGUACCUGUGGUGAUCAGAUCCAACAACCUGCACAGUCUGUUGAUAACAUCAUGUGUAAAAUGCCAUGUCCGGGUAAUUCUGCUCAGCUUUGUGGUGAUGAUGAGACCAAUAAUGAAUUUGUAUCCAUCUAUUCUGUAUCAAUUGGGGAUGACUACCUAGCAUCGCCAUGGUUUCCCGGUGAUUACGUCAUAUCUAGUUCAUCCCAACCAGCCAACCUCGUCUCCAGAAUCAAUGUGACUGCAUCAUCAGGAGGAAUCCUGCUUCAGGUUCUAGCUCUAGACCUCGCACCAGGAGACACGCUGACUGUGGAGGUUGGAGGUAUGACCAUUAACCCUACAGAACCAGGUGACACUGUGCUGUCCGGGUUAUCAACCACACCGACAACUAUAACUGCAACAUUGAUGAGGGCUGCGAACUCGCCUGGGGCAUCGGGGUACCUUAUCACCUCUGCCGAACCUCCUUUAACAACAACGACUCCGAUUCCUUCAACUAUGGCCACAAUACCCGCAUCUCAUACCACUGUGACAUCAAAAGCUGACCCUUCAGUUGUAACCACACCGUCCACCAUGUCCACAGCAUCAGGUGUUACAACAUCCGUAGCAACCUAUCAAGGAAUGGAUGAGACCACGUCAGUUGCGUCAGUCACCCAACCGCCAGGGACUACAUCUUCUGCGGUUCCUGUACCAACAACUACAACCACUGAUGCUACAAAUGCAAACGUCUUCGAGACAACUAGUACACAACAAAUGUCACCGGGCUCGACCAACCAAGACAACCCUACAGAGAAUGUUGAUACGAAUGGAUAUUCGACUUUUUCUCCCGAAAAAUCAACUCUGUCUUUAAUUAACAAAUGCAAUCAGACACCAGAAGUACAGUACAUGUAUGUCCAAGGCAACCAGUGA